This is a messenger RNA of Choloepus didactylus (southern two-toed sloth), 1999 nucleotides long. It is a transcript of the gene MAB21L2, whose product is annotated as mab-21 like 2. The coding region runs from base 356 to 1435 and encodes 359 amino acids. NCBI's taxonomy places the organism in Eukaryota, Metazoa, Chordata, Mammalia, Pilosa, Megalonychidae. The record is from RefSeq and is a predicted model, not a curated record. The transcript has a single exon.
CCUAACCCCUCGGUAACCUGAUUUUUUCUCUUUCAAUUCUUACCCUUCAUCUUUUGCACAAAAUCAUCUUUAUUUUAUUUAUCAAGAGAAAACAAAAAGUUCCAGCAGGCACUUUUCUUUUCCAAAAAUCACCACUUUUUUUUUUCCUGGAAAAGAAAAAGGUUUGGAAAGCGGGAAACUAGAGAGCCUUCAAUAGUAUCAGCGGUCAGCCCAGGUGGAAAACAAGAGUGAAAGUGGGGCUUAGGGGGAGCGCACCGCCUCUUUCGCAAGCCGCUGGGCCACCACCAGUGCGUGAGCCUUGGAUCCCUCAACGUAUUGCGAGACGCCGGUGUAUAGCCCGGACCUGUGCCCCAACAUGAUCGCCGCUCAGGCCAAGCUGGUUUACCAGCUCAAUAAAUACUACACGGAGCGCUGCCAGGCGCGCAAGGCGGCCAUCGCCAAGACCAUCCGAGAAGUCUGUAAGGUGGUCUCGGACGUGCUAAAAGAAGUGGAGGUGCAGGAGCCUCGCUUCAUCAGCUCCCUGAGCGAGAUCGAUGCUCGUUACGAAGGGCUGGAGGUCAUCUCGCCCACCGAAUUCGAGGUGGUGCUCUACCUAAACCAGAUGGGCGUCUUCAAUUUCGUGGACGACGGCUCGCUGCCCGGCUGCGCAGUCCUCAAAUUGAGCGAUGGGCGGAAACGGAGCAUGUCUCUUUGGGUCGAGUUCAUCACAGCGUCCGGCUACCUCUCAGCGCGUAAGAUCCGCUCGCGUUUCCAGACUCUGGUGGCCCAGGCGGUGGACAAGUGCAGUUAUAGGGAUGUGGUUAAGAUGAUCGCUGAUACUAGCGAGGUCAAGCUGCGCAUCCGGGAGCGCUACGUGGUACAAAUCACUCCGGCGUUCAAGUGCACCGGGAUCUGGCCUCGCAGCGCGGCGCAGUGGCCUAUGCCUCACAUUCCUUGGCCCGGCCCCAAUCGUGUGGCGGAGGUCAAGGCCGAAGGUUUUAACUUGCUCUCGAAGGAGUGCUAUUCGCUGACAGGCAAGCAAAGCUCGGCGGAGAGCGACGCCUGGGUGCUACAGUUCGGAGAGGCGGAGAACCGCCUGCUGAUGGGCGGCUGCCGAAACAAGUGUCUCUCGGUUCUGAAAACGCUGCGUGACCGCCACCUGGAGCUGCCCGGCCAACCGCUCAAUAACUAUCACAUGAAGACGCUGCUGCUGUACGAGUGCGAGAAACACCCACGGGAAACGGACUGGGACGAGGCAUGCCUCGGCGACCGGCUCAACGGCAUCUUGCUGCAGCUCAUCUCAUGCCUGCAGUGCCGCCGCUGCCCUCACUACUUUCUGCCCAACCUCGACCUCUUUCAGGGCAAGCCCCAUUCCGCCCUGGAGAGUGCUGCCAAGCAGACCUGGAGGUUGGCCAGGGAGAUUCUCACCAAUCCCAAAAGCUUGGACAAACUAUAGGGUGCUGGGGACUGCUUGAAAAGCCACAUAAACGGGCGCGCUUUCUCAUAUACACAACACACAACUCAGCGAAAAACAGCGGAAACUCAAGACAAACUUUUAUGUAAACCACCUGAAAGAAACAGGAACCAGGCAGGAGAGCUUCGUAAGCAAACAGAAAGAGGACUAACCAACCAUCCACAGCAAAACAACAAAAAAACACAAGAAGUAAAUCACGUUCUUGCACAAAAGUGAUCGUUUUCCUCCAAACAAUGUGAAUUUAAGUCACAAAAGAAGCAAUCGGGCUUUGCCACCACAAAAUGAAACCCAAGGUACAUUUUCAAGUCAAUGUAUAGUAAGUAGUUUUCCACCUUUCCCUCUUUCCUCUCUUCACCCCGUCCCCCCACCCCCCACUUCUUGCUUCUUUUUUGUUUUUGUUUGCCUGAAUGUUGUCACCAAGUGAAACAAAUUAUUUAACUAUAUGUAAAAUUUCUCUUUAAAAAAAGUUUUACUGAUGUUAAGUGUAUCUCUGUGCCAAUGUCAGACUGUGCCCCUCCCUCUCUUGCACCCCUAUCCUCACCCUAA